GUUUCAUUACAAAAUGAAAUCAUGUAGGGAUAAUUUUUUUGCUGGUCACUAGAAAGAUUCUGCCAACAAAAUUAGCCGAAAAUUAAGGACUAAAAAUUUGGGAGGAAGUUUUUUGAUGCGUUUGCUUAGGUCAAUGUCACGUUUGGUUGACUUAAAACGACAAAGAAAAAAUUUGCCGGCCGUACUACUUUUUUUUUGUUUUUUUUUCCCCCACUCCCCCACAACUCUCUCUGCUUAGUGCUUACUACUCUACUGCUACCCAAAAAAGAAGGAAAGUUUCCGUUUUCUUCUCCUCAAUUCUUUAUAAUCACCGCUUCAAUGGCCCUUUGAUCCACAAUGCUGUGAACCCGAAUCUAGAAGAUGGGUUUUGUUAAAAAUCAGUUUUUGGCAUCUGGAUGUGAAUGCUAGUGGUGGCGGUGGGAGAAACUGAGGAGGGAUUUUAGUAAUGGCUAGGCGUCAUGGGUGGCAGCUUCCUGCUCAUACGUUUCAGGUUGUGGCGAUAACUGUGUUUUUCCUCCUUUCGGUUGCUUUUUACGCCUUCUUUGCUCCUUUUCUUGGGAAGGACAUCUAUGAGUACAUAGCCAUCGGUAUUUAUUCAUUUCUGGCGCUCUGUGUAUUUAUACUUUACGUUAGAUGCACAGCUAUUGAUCCUGCUGAUCCAGGAAUUCUUAUUGAAGCUGACAAGACAGUGACUAACAAAUCGCAGAACAAUUCUGAGUAUCUUGAAGAACCAAGCAAAGUAGUAUUUAAAAAUGGAGAAAAAUCUGAUCGAUACAACUCAGGUUCUUGUUCUAUAUUUGGAGGGGUCUUCUGUUGUAUUUUUGUCAAGGAAGAUUGUAGAAAAGAUGACAACGUGCAUGAGCCUAAUGGUGAGGAAGAAGCUUUAUUUUGCACUCUGUGUAAUGCUGAGGUCCGCAAAUUCAGUAAGCACUGCAGGAGCUGUGACAAAUGUGUUGAUGGAUUUGAUCAUCAUUGCCGGUGGUUAAACAAUUGUGUGGGCAGAAAAAAUUAUAUUACCUUCGUGUGCCUAAUGGCAUCAAGCCUUGUUUGGCUUAUUUUUGAGUGUGUCAUGGGCAUUUUGGUCCUUGUUCGAUGCUUUGCUGAUAGAAAGGCUACUGAGAACCAAAUAACUGAACGGCUUGGGGAUGGAUUCUCUCGACCCCCAUUUGCCACUGUAGUGGCAAUCUGCACAUUCGUAUCUUUUCUCGCCACAUUGCCUUUGGGUGAACUGUUCUUUUUCCACAUUAUAUUGAUUCGAAAGGGCAUCACAACUUAUGAAUACGUAGUUGCAAUGAGGACCCAGAGUGAACCUCCUGGACCCUCAGUUGAUGGAGAUGAGCAGCAGAGCUUGCCAUCAUCGCCAACGAGUUCGGCUGUAACUGCAAUUAGUGGUAGAAGUUCUGUUGGAAUGGGGCUGCCAUAUAAAGGUGCUUGGUGCACCCCUCCUAGAGUAUUUAUGGAUCAUCAGGAUGAAAUUAUCCCUCAUCUUGAGCCAGGAAGAUUACCAUCUACUGUUGAUCCUGAUGCACUACAAGCAGAGAAGGGAAAGAGGGUUGCACCGCAGCGUCCAGUGAGAAUUAGUGCAUGGAAACUCGCAAAAUUAGAUUCUCACGAGGCAAUUAAAGCUGGUGCCAAGGCAAGAGCAUCAUCAUCUGUUCUUCGUCCAAUAAAUUCUAGACACCAUCCAUAUGAUGCUGAUCAUCUAUCCAGCAAUAUGAGUGGUAAAAGCAGUCCAACAAGCACGAACCAAGGAUUCUACGGAAGGAAUGGUAAAUCGAGGUUGUCUUCUGCCAAGAGCUCUUACCCACCUAGUCGGGCUAGCAGGGAAGAAGAUAUCGAGACCUGCAGUCAUAAUAGCUUGAUGAGUAACAUGAGCAGUCCUCUUGCGGCGAAUCUCACUCCUUCCCCCUUAGGGCUGCAAGAAUCUUCUAGUAGAGGCCACUUUAAUCCAAUGUAUCUAUCCUCAGCCGAGCAAUCCCCAUGGUCAGCGAAAGGCGAUGGUGGUGCUAAUGAAGCUAAUAUUCGAGAAAAUGUUAACCAAAUGGCAGCCGCAGCCCGAAAAUCCACUCCUGGUGUUGGCACAGGAACCCCUACUUCAUCUGUGUUUUGGGAUCAGGAAGCUGGUCGGUUUGUUUCUGCUGCCGGCAGAAACACCAGUUCUUCCUCCCAGUUGCCUGGAACCGAGCUUACAUUUACCGGGCAAUCAAUAUUCUUUGGUGGUCCUCUCGUGAACGAACAAUCAGCCCGAGGGACGAGAAGUGGUAUCGCUGGCAAUAGCAAUGUUCCGGGAAGCGGAACACAACGAAGCUCCUCAACAAGUUAUUAUCAGCAAGGGAGGUCUCAGAGAGGAGGUCAGCUUCCUGUAUUUGUUCCAAGCGAUUCCCAGCAGCAAAACCAGUUUUCUUCGUCUUCCCGAUAUCAACAACAUUGAGUGAUUAUAUUUGGUAGUAAAGAAACAAGAAAAUUGUAGGGAGGGAUAGAUGUCAAGUUUAGCUCUUUGGAUUCAACCAUGUAAUUUUCUUUCUUUGGAGUUUGUUUUUAGGCUUCAAUGAUCUAACAUAGCCAUCAGUUGACCUAUAAGUAAUCUGAUCUGACAUACAUAGAUUAAUCUGAAAUUUGCUUCAUUUUACACCUGAUAGUAGUCUCAUUAAUCCUCAUUUCUUCAUGGUUUUCCUACAUUUGGAUUGGAGUUAAUAUUAUCAGGAUACUUUUUGUCAUUUGACACGUAAAAGUUAUUUCACUAGAUAGGGUCGGUUAUAUUGUCAAUUUCACUAGAGUUAUUUGAGGUGAAAGUUAUUAAAAUCCACAAUGAAUUGUUCUAGAAAUAUCUCAUUGUGGAUUUUAAUAAAUAUCUAAUGAAAAAGUGAGAUAAUUCUUGAACCCAAAUUUUAUUACAGUUUCAUGCAAAUUAACGUACGAC
Messenger RNA from Oldenlandia corymbosa var. corymbosa, 2920 nucleotides. Lineage: Eukaryota; Viridiplantae; Streptophyta; Magnoliopsida; Gentianales; Rubiaceae. The record is from the annotation of a GenBank genome assembly.